GCGGUUACGCAUGUACAGCUGGGGGAGGUUGUAAAUUCAACAAAUUUACAACUUUCUGAGACAAUGUCUUUCAGAUCUAUCUCUGAAUCAGAAACCUAUAAAUACCUUGGUAUGUCACAGUCGUUAGGUAUUGAGGGCGAGGGUAUUAGACGGUCGGUGAAGGAGCGCUUUUUCAGUCGGCUCACAAAAGUCCUUAACAGUCUUUUGUCAGGAGGCAACAAAGUGCGCGCCUUCAACGCCUGGGUUAUGCCCUUACUCAUAUACUCCUUUGGCAUACUAAGGUGGACUCAGACCGAGCUGGACGCCCUAGAUCGGAGGGUCCGUCUAAUGCUCACUACACACCGUAUGCUACACCCACGCUCGUCAGUUAUGAGAUUGUACAUCCCACGGAAUGGCAGUGGACAGGAACUUCACGCCGCUCUCCUUGGCAAACGAGAACUGGCACAAACCUGUGGUACAAAGUACUGCGGGCCGCAGGGCGGUAUGGGAGAGUAAGGUGCUACACGGGCGGUUCUACAAGGCCCUCAUGGGACCCGAUGUAGACCUGCUCGCGUCGGUGAACUGGUUACGAUUCGGGGACCUCUUCGGAGAAACCGAGGGUUUUGCCUGUGCAAUUGCGGACGAAGUUAUGAUGACGAACAACUAUCGGAAAUAUAUCCUGAAGGACGGUACGGUCGACAUUUGUCGGGCAUGCCGCCGUCCCGGAGAGUCACUCAGGCAUAUCAUUUCCGGUUGUUCUCAUCUUGCUAACGGCGAGUACUUACACAGACAUAAUCUCGUAGCCAGGAUUAUUUACCAGCAGCUUGCUCUUCUAUACGGCCUUGUGGACCGUGAAGUACCGUACUACAAGUAUUUACCUGUGCCAGUUCUCGAGAAUGGUCGUGCCACGCUCUAUUGGGAUCGAUCUAUCAUCACUGACAGGACUAUUGUAGCCAAUAAGCCUGACAUUGUGAUAAUAGAUCGAUCGCAGCGCCGGGCCGUGCUCGUCGAUAUCACCAUCCCCCAUAAUGAGAAUCUCGUGAAAGCCGAGAAGGAUAAGUCCAGUAAGUACCUAGACUUGGCUCACGAGAUAACCGCCAUGUGGGAUGUUGAUUCGACGAUCAUCGAUAGUCGUUUCAGCGAACGGUCUCAUAGCGAAGAGUCUCGACCAACACCUUAAGAGACUCUCGCUAGGUGGUUGGAUCAAGGGUCAGAUGCAGAAGGCGGUGAUCUUGGACACGGCGCGGAUAGUCCGCCGGUUCCUCUCUCUGCGGCCCUGACCACCGGCAGCUUGGGCCCUAUCCCGCUGCUGGCGGCACCCUAGGUUAGGUUUUUUAUAAUGUGUUUAUAUAUUUUUUGUAAUGUUUUGUAAGU
Molecule: messenger RNA, 1353 nt
Organism: Cydia strobilella
Lineage: Eukaryota; Metazoa; Arthropoda; Insecta; Lepidoptera; Tortricidae
Exons: 2
Coding region: 392-1159 (255 amino acids)
Source: RefSeq, a predicted model, not a curated record